AUGGAAGCUUAUAGAGCAAGCGUCAUUGGAAACAAAGGUGAUAUGUUUGAAUAUAAAAAAUUAGAAGUUGGCACAUUUGGAGAUAAAGAAGACGAUAUUAGUAGUAAACUAAAAGAGGAAUCAAUAAAUAAAGUAAAGGAGUCAAAAAAUUACCUAACAAACGAACAAUUAAAAACAUUAAAUAAUUAUCAUAAUACUUAUACAUUUAAUGAAGAUAUUGAUAAUUUGAAUAAGUUAUCUAUUAUAAUAGAAGAUUGUAAUAAUCAAGAUUCAAUACUUAUACCAAGCUCUAGUAAUAAUAUUCCAGAAUCAGCAUUCACUUCCUCUAUUCAACUCAAAUCAAGGAAUCCAUUGGUCCCCCUUACGGCUAUUGAAAAUAUGAAUAUAUCACAUUCUGUUAAACAGCUUCAAACUAAAAGAAUUCGAAAUAACAAAUGCAAAAGUGCAUUAGACUAUCUGAAUUCACAGAAUAAAAAUACUGAAAUUGUUUUGUCGCUGCCACUACUACGAAGAAGAAAGAUUGAUAAUCCUGCUUUGAAAGAGCUUUUUGAUAAGCAAGGUUUAAGUUGGAAUUGA
Molecule: messenger RNA, 576 nt
Organism: Dentiscutata erythropus
Lineage: Eukaryota; Fungi; Glomeromycota; Glomeromycetes; Diversisporales; Gigasporaceae
Source: the annotation of a GenBank genome assembly